Messenger RNA from Mobula hypostoma (lesser devil ray), 3631 nucleotides. Its product is annotated as gastrula zinc finger protein XlCGF8.2DB-like. Gene Ontology annotation, biological process: regulation of transcription by RNA polymerase II. The transcript is spliced from 2 exons. Gene Ontology annotation, molecular function: RNA polymerase II cis-regulatory region sequence-specific DNA binding; DNA-binding transcription repressor activity, RNA polymerase II-specific. The coding region runs from base 966 to 1409 and encodes 147 amino acids. The record is from RefSeq and is a predicted model, not a curated record. Lineage: Eukaryota; Metazoa; Chordata; Chondrichthyes; Myliobatiformes; Myliobatidae. Gene Ontology annotation, cellular component: nucleoplasm.
CCGUAUCGGUGACGCAACGCCGGCGAGUCCCGAAUAUCGCGCAUGCGCUCAGUAGACAACAGGCUCUGGAGUGUCGGUAGCAGCUGUGCGGCAACAAAGGCUAUCUGCAUGAGAGUAUUUCAGUUACUGCACAGCCACGCACCCGUGCAGCUUAGAGGGAUCAAGUGAAUAAUACUAAUGGAGAGAGUCAAAUUGAGCCAUGUCACAGAUGAAAAGUCCCAUUCUGAUACAAACAGGAAAAUCAUCAAAGAAUUUGAUGGCCAGUCCAGAUGUCUGAUCUGUGCCCAGUCAGACGAUGAGGAGUUGUUCCUCCAUUUUGUGUUCAACCUGGCUGCAAAAGUGUGAUGUCAGAGACCACCAUAGAGAUGAAAAUUAACUCAUCUGAAGUGCUGUCCUUCACCCAUUGAUGACUUUUGUGAAUCUUAUUACAGAUUAGAAACGACAGAGAAUCAGUGUACGGGAACCUCAAACACAACAACACGUCAGCUUUGCUGCCUCUCUCCAGAUAUUUCCUUUAUAAAACCAAUGUAUCUGUUGUUGAUUUUUGGAGAUGAAGAAGUAUCUCUUCCCAGCCUGAAAUGUGCUUUGUGUCUGAAAUGAAGUUUUCUGUUGUAACUCAAUGGAACCAGGGUGCUGAGAAUAUACCAGCAUUUGUUCACCAGAGAUCAGUUCUUCAGCUGCAUUAAUUGUGCAAGGAUUUUCCUACGUCUGACGUCAAUUUGUUAAAUUGAUAGAGAACUGUGGGAAGGGAUUCUCUCACUCAUUCCAGAGGAAGACACACUAGCAAAAUCACACGGAGGAGAAACCGUUCACCUGUUCUGUGUGUGGGAAGGGAUUCACUCACUCAUCCAACCUGCAGACACCAGCAAGUUCAUACGAGGGAGAGGCUAUUCAAUUGUUCUGUGUAUGGGAAGGCAUGAGUGUCAUCCAGCCUACAGGCACACCAGUCAGUUCACACUGGGGAAAUGCUAUUAACAUGCUUAGACUGUGGGAAGGGAUUCACUCGGUCAUGUGACCUACUGGCACACCAGUCAGUUCACACUGGGGAGAGGCCAUUCACUUGCUCAGACUGUGGGAAGGGAUUCACUCGGUCAUCCAACUUACAGAGACAUCAGCGACUUCACACUGGGGAGAGGCCAUUCACCUGUUCUGUGUGUGGGAAGGGAUUCAUUCGCGCAUACAGACUGCAGACACAUCUGUCGGUUCACACUGGGGAGUGGCCUUUCAUCUGCUCACACUGUGGGAAGGGAUUCUCUCAGUCAUACGACCUGCUAGCACAUCAGACAGUUCACAGUGGGGAGAGGCCAUUCACCUGCUCAUACUGUGGGAAGGGAUUCACUCACCUAUCUAGCCUACAGAGACAUAAGAGAGUUCAUGCUGGGGAGAAGCCAUUCCCCUGCUCAGACUGAUGGAAGUGAUUCACUCUGUUAUUGAACUGAAGGUAUAUCUGCAAGCUCACUAAGGGAAGAGGCCAUUCACAUCAAAGUAAGUUUAAUUAUUUUUAAAACCAUAUGUAAAUACAAUUGAAUGAGACAGCGUUCCUCUGGGGCCAAGGUUGGAAACAUUCAAAAAUACCAAGUAACAUAAUCAAAGUAGUGAGCAAAGAAGUAUAUUCACUCAAUAAAAAAUCAUAUAUAUAGUCCAGGACCCUGAGCGACAAUGUCCGGUGAUUGAUGGUAGUCUCCCAGCAGUGUGCAGGCACACGUAAUACAGCUUAUCAUUCCACCGCUCGAACACAAGAUGGCAGUAUCGAUGGGAGAGUCCAGGCCCCAGCCGUGCUCAGACACCACGCUGUAAACUCUUCCAUGUUUCUCACCUGGACUGCAGCAGCAGACAAGUCCGAAGUUUGAAGUCUAGUCUUCAUUACCAUCAAGGCUACACAGCUCCCCUGUUGUCUGUCCACCCACCAGACAAGGGUAACAGCAACUCACAUGAUCACAGGUGAAAUGUCCGAGCCAAUCUCUGAACCAAACUGGCUCCUUCAACAUCCUGGCAGGCUCUUCCAAUAUCCUAACUUGCUCCUUCUCCACCAUCCUGACCUCGGCUGGCUCCGUAAGCUCUGAAUGUGGGAAGAGAUUCACUCGGUCAUCCAACGUUGUUGCACACUGCAGAAGGUAGUUAAAUAAGCUGCAUGCUUGAUGUUAAGAUGUUUGGAUAUGGUCCAAGUGCAGAGCGAGGCACAGCUAAGUGGGUCAGUAGUUCACUGACUUUAAUGAAAACUUCGCAGAAUUUUAAGGGAAAGAGAAACAAUAAGCACUAAGCCAACAGGACCAAUAACUAAAACUCUGAAAAUGAAUGUAAAAUAUCAAUGCUGCAGUUGAAAGCAAUAUCAAAAUACUAAAUGAAUAACACUCCUUUCCAGCGUCAGUCUGAACAGUAGUCCUUUCUUAGACACGGAUGAAGGUAGGCAGGAAGCAUAACGUUGCUGUGCUUUGCUCAAGUCUUGACAAGACUACGAUGAAAAGAAGGAAGUUAAAUGCUGCCAUAAUGAAACAUAAUUAGCUGGAAAGUGCAUAUUCAAAAGCGCAAUUGCCGAACCUGUUGCACAGUCUGCCAGUGGGGGUGCAUAGACCACGCUGUAGAGUCCAUGAUUGUGACAUUAGAUAUUUCACCAUCACAGCUGCUGACUCCAGAGGCAAGUUCAAAGUUGGUAUAGAAUUCGGCAAUUAUUGUUGCUGCUCAUCAAACCCGGUUCAGCACCCUGGUCACUGGGCAUGGGUGGAGUUUAUUCUGCUGAUGUUCACCUUUAAUGGGACUGAAGUUUAAUAUUCUGGAUCUAUGACAAAUAAAUCCGUCCCAUUUUUAAACUGUGUCCCAGGUGUCCAGUGACUCUACAACAUACCCAGUGUACAGUAGAGAGUCAACCCAGCCCAGCUAGACACUGUCAGUGUUUCUGUUCCAUGUUCUGUUCUUCGUAUAUUGGUGGUUAACCUCCUUAUUCCCUGCUCAUUUCACAGUUAUUAUUGUUACAAGGAUCUACUCCUUAGUAAUUCCACACGGUAGGCUUAUUCAGAAAGUCAGAAGGCAUGGGAUCCAGGGAAGUUUGGCCAGGUGGAUUCAGAAUUGGCUUGCCUGCAGAAGGCAGAGGGUCGUGGUGAAGGGAGUACAUUUGGAUUGGAGGGUUGUGACUAGUGGUGUCCCACAAGGAUCGGUUCUGGGACCUCUACUUUUCGUGAUUUUUUUAUUAACAACCUGGAUGUGGGGAUAGAAGGGUGGGUUGGCAAGUUUGCAGACGAGACAAAGGUUGGUGGUGUUGUAGAUAGUGUAGAGGAUUGUCGAAGAUUGCAGAGAGACAUUGGUAGGAUGCAGAAGUGGGCUGAGAAGUGGCAAUUGGAGUUCAACCCAGAGAAGUGUGAGGUGGUACACUUUGGAAGGACGAACUCCAAGGCAGAGUACAAAGUAAAUGGCAGGAUACUUGGCAGUGUGGAGGAGCAGAGGGAUCUGGGGGUACAUGUCCACAGAUCCCUGAAAGUUGCCUCACAGGUAGAUAGGGUAGUUAAGAAAGCUUAUGGGGUGUUAGCUUUCAUAAGUCGUGGGAUAGAGUUUAAGAGUUGCGAGAUAAUGAUGGAGCUCUAUAAAACUGGUUAGGCCACACUUGGAGUACUGUGUCCAGUUCUGUUCGCCUCACUAU